This is a messenger RNA of Mangifera indica (mango), 1038 nucleotides long. Its product is annotated as fruit protein pKIWI501-like. NCBI's taxonomy places the organism in Eukaryota, Viridiplantae, Streptophyta, Magnoliopsida, Sapindales, Anacardiaceae. The record is from RefSeq and is a predicted model, not a curated record. The transcript is spliced from 2 exons. The coding region runs from base 147 to 665 and encodes 172 amino acids.
GAGUCCUUUGCUUUACACUUCUAUAUAAGCCUUUCUCUUCAUUCAUCCUUACAUCCCAUUCCUCUACGGUGCCUUUCUAUUUAGCUAGCUGCCUGCGCUAUUCAUUUUCUUUCUAGUUGUAUUUCUUUUAUCUUGAUCGGUUUCCAAUGGCCACUGCUGAGGUUGUAUUAGCACAGACAGCUCUUCCAGAGGAGAAAACUACUGAGCAAACAAUCAAGGUUGAAGAAACUAAAGCGGAAGAGGUAGUCGCUGCACCAGUUUUAACAGAAGCUGUGGCUGAAGAGACAGAGGAAACAGAAACUGUUGCUGAAGAGACAAAGGAAGCGGAAACUGCUGCUGAAGAGAAUAAGGAACCAGAAAGCGUUGAAGUGUCUGAAGAAAAAGUAACUCCAAUUGAAGAAGCUGAAGCCACAGCAGAAGUGGAGACAAAGGCAGUGGUAGAGGAGGCCAAGGUUGUGCCUCAAGAGCCAGCAGCAGUAGAUCAAACCACUGAGGAGGAAACUCCCAAGGAGACAGCCGCUGAGCCAGUUGAAGAGGAGUUUAAAGAAACCACAGAAACUACUGAGGCUGAUUCUCCAAAAGAGGACGUGAAGGAACAAGAGAAGCCGGUUGAAGCUGAGGAGAAGGCUGAAAUAGAAGCAGGGAUUGAGAUGACGACCGAGUAAUAAAAAAGCUACAAAGCAUUAAGUUUGAGUAGUGGUGGUACUUAUUAGCCUUCUAGCUUGCAUUGCAUGUCGAGUUCAAUGGAUUAAUCUAGCUUUAUUUUGUGGUUCUCAUAAUAAGACGGUUAGGCGUCUAGGUAUGGAAAUGAGUGACCCACUUGGAUAUACCACGGCCAACUCAGCGCAUGGCUUAUGGCUCCACAUCACUCAAAUCUGAAUAUUCUUCUUCUCCAUCUGCCAACACGAUUCAUUUUGGUUUGUGUGCCAGUUGCUAUGUGGACAGGGUUUGUUUGUUGGUGCCUCGUGGUUCAUCAAGUUUAAUUUAUGGUGCAUGUGUAAUGUUCGCUUCAAUAAAUAAUAUAAUAUUAUUAUAUUA